This is a messenger RNA of Chlamydomonas reinhardtii, 2640 nucleotides long. RefSeq lists its product as uncharacterized. NCBI's taxonomy places the organism in Eukaryota, Viridiplantae, Chlorophyta, Chlorophyceae, Chlamydomonadales, Chlamydomonadaceae. Gene Ontology annotation, biological process: phosphatidylcholine biosynthetic process. The record is from RefSeq and is a predicted model, not a curated record. Bases 72 to 2252 code for a protein of 726 amino acids. The transcript has 14 exons.
CCGGCAACAGCCUCGCAGACUCGGUCGCGCAGGUCAUGCAACAGCAACAGCAAGCAGAUCGCUUACAAGGCAUGCUGCCGAGCAGGCGUGAGGCGGGACCGGAGCGCAGCCCGCACGGCGGGGACGGCGACGCGCGCAGCGGCACGAUCGCGACCGGCACAGCCACGACAGGUGGAGAAAAUGAUGCAAUGCAGCCGGUCCGGGGCACUCCAGUGGAGGCCACAUCGGGGAAGCUUGCCGCGUCUCGUGAAGCUGCGUCUGCGCCUGCUGCGAGAGACCCGGGCCAGACCCAGUUGGCACACGUGCAGGAGGGGGCUGGGGGCGCCGUGGCCGGCAGUAGCAGCGCCGGCGCUGGUGGCAGCAGCAUGCAGGCUGGCAACAGCGACGGGGCCGACAGUAGCAGCCGUAGCGGCACCGCGGACCCAGCAGCCCCGGCGUGCCCCCCUGCCGCCUCCGGCAGCCCCAGCAGCAGCACAGCUGCGCGGCUGCCGUCGCCACGCCACGGAGUCGCAGCCGCGAUCUAUGGGUCUCGCAGUGCCAACCUCGUGUCGCCCAGCCGCAGCCCCUGGAGUGGCGGCGCGUUCCCAGGCUUUGGAUCUGGAUCCAGCGGCCUUCUGGCGGCUGUGAAUCAGAUGGAUCCCGCCGGAUCCGGACCGCUGUCCUUCAUAGAUGUUAUGGAGUCGUUCGGCGUGGCGGCUGCGGAGGCUGCAGCGGAGCUGGAGGCAGCUGAGGCGGCGGAAGGCAAAGUGGCGGGGCCGGAGGGCACUGCAGCAGGUAGCGGUGCUCGUGGCGGGGGCGUAGCCGUUGCGGCUGACGGCGGCAGAGCGGCGGCAGCCAAGGACUCUGCGGCUGCAGACGGAGGCAGCAGCUGCGGCAACGGCGAGCGAGGCAGCGGCAGUAGCAGUAGCAGCGGUACCGCCAGUCGCGGCAGUAGUAGCAUCGCUACGGAGGCGUACGGUCAGGGAUGCGGGUCGAGGCCUGGCAGCGCCGGAGGCACCCGCCCUCUGCAACGCCCCGCACAGGCGGAUGGCAUGGCAGCGGUGGUUGGUGCUUCCGGCGGCGCCGAGCCUGGUGGCGCCGCGUCUGACGGCGCCGACUUUGGGUCUGAGUCUGGGGCCGAGUCGGAGGAUGUGGUGGAGUUCCUGGACGCCACAGACGGCGGCCCUGGUCUGGUGAUGGCUGAGGCGGUGCUGGACAUGCACGAGGUGUUCCACGAGCUGCCGGAGCAGCUGGCGGCACUGCAGGAGGAGCGGCGUGAGGCGGUGGUCACACCGCAGAAGCGUCGCCGCCUGGUGGCCCGGCUGAGCGGUCUGCGGCUGUUCCGGCGCGCACUGGGACCCCGGGGUCUGCUGCUGCGGGACAAGCUCACCUUCCUGCUGGGCGUGUCCAUGAUGUGGACCUGUGCGUUCUGGCUGGGCCGCUCGCCCUCCUCCUUCUACCUGCUAUACGGCGGGGUGGGGGCCGUGCUGAUGGCGGCUCGCUGGGCUAGCUACAUCAGCCGCAAGUGGCACUACUACCUGUACGACUUCUGCUACUACGCAAACUUGCUUCUGGUGCUGCAGCUGUGGCUGCUGCCGCGCUGGGCGCCGCUGGCCAAGGUGACCUUCAGCUACAACACGGGCCCACUAGCCUGGUCCAUCAUCACUUUCCGCAACUCACUGGUGUUCCACGACCUAGAUAAGGUGACCAGCUUGUUCCUGCACCUGGUGCCAGCCCUGGUGUCCUGGUCGCUGAGGUGGUACGGCGACCCAGCCCGCUUCGGGCCGCCGCCGGAGGCGACGGAGCAGGAGCGCGAGCGCUGGCACCGCGCCGGCGGGCUGUCCAACGUGCUGCUACCCAUGGCCAGCUAUGUGGUGUGGGCGGUGGCCUACUACCUCAAGAUAUUCGUGUUCUCACGCGCCAAGAUCCAGCAGCGCGGCUACCGGACCCUGUUCAACUACGUCACCAGCCAGAAGAAGGGCACGUUCCACGCCAUCGCCCGCCGCAUCCCUCCGCCGCUGCAGCCGCCGGUGUACCUGUUCCUGCACCUGUGCUUCUGCAUGACCACCUUCCUGGUGGCACUGGGCUGCUGGUACAGUUUCUGGGCCCACACGGCGCUGCUGGCGGCGGUGGCCAGUGCGUCCAUCUGGCACGGCGGCAGCUACUACUUCGAGGUGUUCGCACGCAAGUACCACGAGCACCUGAUGCCCAAGGCGGCGGCGGAGCCGGCGCCUGCGCACGUAUCAGCGUCUGCAACCAAGAAGGACGCGUAAGGGCUGAGGCAAGGAGCGCUUCCAUAGUUUCGUCAAAUCUAAGCCGACGUGUAGCCUGUGAAUGCGGAGGAUAGGGACAUGGGGAGGCCAAGCGACGAAGCGGACGGAUGAGAAGCGCAGGCUAGGGAGAUCUGGAGCUGCCGUUAGAGGCUGUGAUGGAACAUGGCAAGGGGCAGGAAAGCGUAGUCCCGAUGUGUGUGGCUCCCACCCGUGCCCACAUAAAGGCAGGUUAGAGGCUGUGUUGAUGAGUUCGGGCACGAGGGCGCAUGGAGUGUGCGUGGGGCCGCAGUAACCGCGUGCUGGCCCGUGUGUGUAUCAAAGACCCCCAUAGCCCGUGAUGAAGUGAGGGUGGACGUGCGCGGCACGGUUCGGGUUCUGGAGAUGUACA